Molecule: messenger RNA, 2415 nt
Organism: Drosophila teissieri
Lineage: Eukaryota; Metazoa; Arthropoda; Insecta; Diptera; Drosophilidae
Gene: uzip
Product: protein unzipped
Exons: 5
Coding region: 240-1751 (503 amino acids)
Source: RefSeq, a predicted model, not a curated record
GGCGUGCUGUCCUCUCUUCGAAUCAGUUCUUGGUAAAACCAAACUUCGAUAAACCGUUGGGCAUAUGCGCGGAUGUGCGGAGACUUACAGUUAUUUUCGAAUUUUUCGAGGAACGGUGAAGGUCCGCGCUUGAAUCAGAUCCUAAGUGAGUGCCUCCGAAUAGGAUUCAUUGGAUGGCAAACUAACGUGCAGCCAGGAACUAUCGAUUCAGAUCCCACCUCUUCUGGGCACAAACUGGAAUGACAAAAGUCAGAGUCCAAUCACAACGAAGUACAAUUGGCAGAAUGGCAUCAACUAGUUGUUUUAUCGGCCUAGGCUGCUUCCUGGUCCUAAUUCAAGUUCUAGCUCCAGCAAAGGCUGCGGAGCACUCAGUGUUCACCCACAAAAACGCAUCAUCGGUCUUGGGUCAAUUGGUUACCUCGAGCACCCUAGUAUGGGAGAGCUAUGAACCCAAGGAUGCCACACAGCUGCAGUUCGCCGUUGAGGGCGGAAAGUACGUUACUGAGGAUGAGCAUUACCCCAUGUACGUAUGCCGUGUGCCAAUCGAUGGCAUCCAAGUGUCCGGCCACACCGAGAAAAUCCUUCAGAGACACGUCUGCCUUGCGGCCCACUAUAAGCACGGAAAGUACGACAACUUCGAUGUCCUGAUGAACAAGGGUCACCUGGGGAAGGUUGGCUGGCGUCAUUGGCGUAAGUUCGAUGCUGGUGUUCCCGUGGGUGCCAUACGCAUUGGAGAUGACUCUUACAUUGGGCGCCAUCGGGCCCCAAGUCAACCGAAUAAGGACGGCGUUGUCACCCACUGGGGCGCAGACUUCAAUCUGGGCCACUUGGAGCCGGUGGGUCUUGGAAAAAUCAGGGUCAUUGAAGCCGAACGUGAGAAGUACUACGACGAUGGCGAGGUUUUAGUCGAGACAGAGCCUUUCCGGUACGAGCUCAGGGACAUCAAACUGGAUCGCUUGCGCACUGAUAUUCAAGAGAACAUGACUGAACUGGUUACUAGGAGGCUGGAAAAUCUGGAAGAUAAAUAUAGCACUGUGGAGACCAUUCUAAGCUAUACCUUCAACUAUAAUCAGUAUUGGGGAUCCCAUGAGGGUGUUGCUCGAGGGCUGCCCACAAAAAUAUUCGAAAAAGAUGAAGCCAUCCCGGCUGAAAUCAAUUGGGCCUUAAAGCACACCGAGAAGCGAUCGGAAAACAAGGCAGUCCACACGAAACUCUGGCCCGGCACAGCAAUUAAUGUUACGCUACGUGGUAACUAUGUGACCCUGGAGGCGCCGUACAGUGGCAAGCUCUUUGCUUUCUAUUACGGAAGCGAAGAAAGCGUUUCCCGGAAGAUCAGCGCAGAGGUGCGUAAGAGCUACUUGAAGGAGGUAAAGCUGGAGUUUAGCCCCGUCUACUGGAUUGAGAACGGUACUCUGGUGCCCACAACGACCACCACAACGACCACGUCCACAUCGACCACGACACAUGCCACCACAACUAGCACCAAGGAGCCGACGCCCAUCAACGAGCCCCCGCUGGUCCAUAUGAAGGACAAUGGUGUGCAGCAUUCAGGUCCCGAUACGCUGGAGAAGACCUUGCACGACUCACCGUCCAGCAACGAAUUAAAUUCGCACGAGGCUCCAGAGAACAUGUCCUCCAACCCGGGCAAGGAUGUGGCACUGGCAGGAUUCGGAGUCAACGCAGCGGGGUCAACAUUUAUUGCGGGGUCGACUUCAUUGACGCUACUUUUAACACUUUUUUUGAGUCUGUAGAUGGAAUUGAGCUCUGGACUUAGUAUAGCGUUUAAUUGUUGUUGUUGUACCUGUUGUACCCGUCUUUGAGAGCGUCAGAGAGAUGAAAUAAGCAGAUAGACAUUGUAGGCAUAUAUAAACCCCAAGAAGCGGGAGAAUUGGUGUGAAAUUUGGUGUGAAAACGGAAAGCAAAAGUCGAUAUUUUUUAUACUUGUCCCAAGGCUUCUUCUAUAACACGCAUGCAAGCGAAAAGAAUUUAAAUGAUCACGAAAAUAAACGUAAUACAUUCCUAAACAGACCCCUUACAAGCGGAAAUAAAUCAAAAGUAUGAAUAAAAAUAAAUAUAUCCAUAUUUUUAUGUAGAAAUAUUUUACAAGUUUUAUUAUUUGCAAUGAUUUAAAUCGCUUCUCAUUUUUGUAGUUAGUAAGCAGCAUUAAUAGCAAGUAGAGAAAAUGCUAAACUAGAAUUGACAUUUGUUUAGGGAUGAUAUUAUAAAUCGCGCUCUCUAAAAUGAUGUACGUAUACAUGUAUGUCUAAUAUGUAAACCUAUGUAUAACAUAAGAACGAGUAUGUAUGCUAUUUUUUAAGUCAACCACUCCAAAUAUGUAAAAUAGAAACUUUUUAUUUGAACACCUUGAUUUUAAAUAUGAUUUGCGUUUAUUUAAGGCUAAUCUCUAUCAGAAUC